Molecule: messenger RNA, 1953 nt
Organism: Patella vulgata (common limpet)
Lineage: Eukaryota; Metazoa; Mollusca; Gastropoda; Patellidae
Exons: 10
Coding region: 220-1953 (577 amino acids)
Biological process (GO): calcium ion transmembrane transport
Molecular function (GO): ligand-gated calcium channel activity
Source: RefSeq, a predicted model, not a curated record
CGUCAUUCAAAUCCAAACCAUUACCCAUAUAAUGGGCUGAAUGCGUAUCGAAACUGAAAGUGUCCCAAUUCGAUUUCACAGAAAUGUUUUUUUCUGUUUGGAAUAUUGUUUAUGACAACGAGAAAACAAAGCUAAGCAACAUAAUAUGACGAUUGUGUUUAGUAAGCAGUUUGUUUGCAACUGUUAAUGCGGGUCUCAGGCAAGUAAAUAAUGUAGUAUAUGAAGAUGUACAGACUAGAACGAUUUUGGCCAAAAUCAUAUCAGGAACAGCAAGAGGAAGAAUCUGACGGCAGAUGGAUCCAGGCAAACAUAAAGUUAACCUGUCCCAAACAUGAACCAGAGGAAAAAGCAUGUAGAUGUAAACUUCCAGAAAAAGUCCACCCGAGGCAGUACCCGUGUGACGUGUUUGGUGUGGAGAAGACGGGCAAUCAUAAAACAAAGUAUGUCCGUAUCGAUAGAGAACAAAUGGACAAAACAGUCGACCUUCUAUUGGAUAUAUGGAAGCUACCUAAACCUAGAUUUAUUAUUGCCUUUGUUGGUGGAAAUAAUUCAAAGACGGAAGUACCUAAAGGAUUUUGCAUGGGACUUACUGACUUGGUAGAAAAGCUAGAUAUGUGGGUGGUAACAGAUGGAACUACGUCUGGCAAGGGUGCUUUGAAUCAUAUAGUUAAAGCUUUGAAAGGAACCAUGUUAACAGGGGACCCUUUCUCAAAGUCAUCUCGACUUAUUGGUGUAAUCCCCUGGAGCCAAUUUGUGACUAAACACAAGGAAAAACUACUUUUUUCCGAGGAGCCGAAAGACGGUAUUCCAUUCCUUGAUCGAACCCAUACUCACUUUUUAUUCCUGGACGACGAAAGUACAAAAAAAGGCGAUGAAAGUACAAAAGAUCCAAAAUCAAAGAAGACAGAUGAACAAACACCUGACAAGACAAACGAAAAUAAUGAAUCAACAUCCAACAAGUCAAAUGAAAAAGAAGAAGCAAAAUCUAACAAGAUAAAGGGAAUAAAUGAUUCAAAAUCUAACGAGACAAACGAAAUAAACAAAACAAAACCUAACAAUAAUAAGGAAAUAAAUGAACCAAAAGUUGAUGAAAAGGAGUGCGGCAAUGAUGAAAAUAGUGACGGUUAUGAAGAAAAUAGUGACGGCUAUGAUGAAAACAGUGACGUCUAUGAUUAUGAGUCUGAUACGGACUAUGGUGAAACUGAUUCGGAAGAUUAUGCCAAAGGGGAAACUGAUGUUGAAUGUGGUACUGAACGUGAGAAUGAUGUAGAUGUUGCAAAUGACGAUGUUACAGAAGAUACAAAUGACGACGAAAAUAUCACAGAAGAAACAGAUUUUAAUGAUGAAAAUAUCAAAGAAGUAAAUGGUAAAGAAGAAGCAAGUCGAGUAAAUGCUGGGGAUAAUGAUGUCGAUACUAAUGGUACAAAAGUUAUGACAGAUGCUGAAAUUGUAAAACAGAGAACAGAAUUUCUUUUCAAAUUGAAGAAAGGCCUGGAUAACCGUUUGUCUAAGAGAAUUCCAUUAUUGUUGUUCGUUCUACAAUUGGAGCCUGGUGUUAUUGGUGCAAUAUUAAAAGCCAUCGACAAAAAGUCGCCAAUAAUAUUAAUAAAGGGGGUUCAUGACAAAGGGAUUAGACCGGACACUGCGGCUCCAAACAAAAAGAAUAGACCGAAAACUGCGGCUCAGAAUAGGGAGAAUGGGUCGACAAAUGUGACCCAAGACAAAGAAGACAUAUGUGGUAUACUGGCAGCUGCUUUAGGGGAAAAAGACAAAGAUAAAGGAAAGCAAAAGAUUCUGGAGCUCAAGUUAGAUUGGUUGGAACCUCAUAUUGAAAUGUUAUUUAAGAAUAUGGACUUGAUUACAUGUUUGGAUGUGCAUCAAAAGGACAUUGGAAGUGUUGUAAAGGAUUCAAUAUUAAAAGGCGAGUGCCCCACUCUUUUGCUUUUGUACUGA